ACACCAGUGGGGGGAAAGGAAAAAUUGAAGAAAAAAAAUCCGAACCUUGGAUACUUUUUUCGACCUCUCUUUUUUUGACCAGCACUGUCGACUCGCCUCUGCCCACCCACAAUAACUUCCGCGAGGCUUGAUUGUCCGGUCCCCUCCCGACUUCAAUCAACAUAUUAAGAUCAAAGAGAGAGAGAGAGAGAGAGACAGUUUGCCAAAAUGGCCGCGAUCAACUACCUCCUCUACGAGGCCCCCAUGGGCUACGGUGUGUUCCACAUCGAGCACCAGCCCGACAGCAUUGGCCUGCGCCAGAAGGAGGCUCAGGAGACCAUUGCCGACCUUUCCAAGUUUGGAAAGAUGGUGAAGCUGGUCAACUUCACUCCCUUUGACACCGGAAAGCAGGCACUUGACGAGAUCAACCACAUCUCCGAGGGUCUCAUGUCCGACCACCUCAAGUCCGUCCUCGAGCUCAACCUCCCCCAGACGAGCGGCAAGAAGAGCAAAAUCACCAUCGCCGUGGCCGAGAAGAACCUGGCCUCCGUGAUCAAGAGCUCCUUCUCCGGCAUCGACUGUGAGACCUCUGAGACCUCCGAGGUCGCCGGCGACCUCCUCCGCGGCGUCCGCCUGCACGCCGACCGCCUCCUCAAGGGCCUGCAGACGGGCGACUCGACCGCCGCCGGCCUUGGUCUGGGCCACUCCUACUCCCGCGCAAAGGUCAAGUUCAGCACCACCAAGAACGACAACCACGUCAUCCAGGCUAGCGCCACCGUCGAGUUCCAGGACAAGGGCGUCAACCAGUUCUUCAUGCGCGUCCGCGAGUGGUACGGCUGGCACUUCCCCGAGCUGGUCAAGAUCGAGUCGGACAACCUCACCUACGCCAAGCUCGUCCUCGCCAUCGGCGACAAGGCCACCCUCACCGACGACCGCCUCCACGACAUCGCCGCCCUCGUCGAGGAGGACGGCGAAAAGGCCCAGGCCAUCAUCGACGCCGCAAAGGUCUCCAUGGGUCUCUCCAUCACCCCCGCCGACCUCGAGAUCGUAAAGGGCUUCGCUUCCGCCGUCGUCGCGCAGGCCGAGGCCCGCCGCUCGACCGCAAACUACCUCGACAAGAAGAUGUCCAUUGUCGCGCCCAACCUGCAGACCCUCAUCGGCACCCCUGUCGCCGCCAAGCUCAUCUCCCACGCCGGCUCCCUGACCAACCUGUCCAAAUACCCGGCCUCGACCUUGCAGAUCCUCGGCGCCGAAAAGGCCCUCUUCCGCGCCCUCAAGACCAAGAGCAACACCCCCAAGUACGGUCUCAUCUACCACAGCAGCUUCAUCGGCAAGGCCGCCGUCAAGAACAAGGGCCGCAUCUCCCGCUACCUCGCCAACAAGUGCUCCAUUGCCAGCCGUAUCGACAACUACACCGAGAACCCCAACACCAAGUUCGGUGAGGCCCUCCGCCAGCAGGUCGAGGACCGUCUCGAGUUCUACGCCACCGGCAAGAAGCCCGCCAAGAACUCGGACGUCAUGGCCUCCGUCCUGGAGCAAGUCGAGGGCGACCUCACGCUCGACGACGCGGAAAUGGUCGACGCCGUCGCCGAGGACGUCAAGAAGGAGAAGAAGGACAAGAAGGAAAAGUCCAAGGACAAGAAGGAAAAGAAGGAGAAGAAGCGCAAGCGCGAGUCCGAGGUCGGCGCCGCCGAGCCCGAAAAGGCUGACGGCGAAAAGAAGAAGAAGAAGAAGUCCAAGUCCAAGGAUGAGUAAAGAAAAAGGUUGAAAGUUGUUUUUGUACAACCCUCCUCCUUUCUUUGCACAUACCCCCCUUCCCCAACCUUGUUCCAAAAACUCUUCUGCUCUUUUUUUAACGUAGGUCUGGCGGCAACUACCUUGGGCAUUUCCCGGCUUCUCUCUCUCAAUCUUGUUAUCUACUUGUGGCUUUCUUAACCUGUUCUGUGUUCUUUUUUUUUCUUGGGAGUUUUAUGGGGGGGAAAUGAGAGAGAAAAAACCGGGCUUAUUUGAACGGAGUUUUUGGGCUUUGAAAAAAUGUUAAUGCAUCAUUCUACAUAUGUGUGUAUGUACAGUUGAAAGAACAACCAACCGAACCCAU
Messenger RNA from Colletotrichum godetiae, 2077 nucleotides. Its product is annotated as NOSIC domain-containing protein. Gene Ontology annotation, molecular function: snoRNA binding. Gene Ontology annotation, cellular component: small-subunit processome; box C/D methylation guide snoRNP complex. The record is from RefSeq and is a predicted model, not a curated record. The coding region runs from base 208 to 1734 and encodes 508 amino acids. The transcript is spliced from 3 exons. NCBI's taxonomy places the organism in Eukaryota, Fungi, Ascomycota, Sordariomycetes, Glomerellales, Glomerellaceae.